AUGGUCUUGAUCUCAUCUAGCUCGGUCUUGAUGUACUUGCGAGCGGCGGUGGGAAGCUGUUCUGCAACGGAUCCCUGUGACACAGGCUGUUGCUCCAAGGAGGGCUACUGCGGCUUUGGUCCAAAGUUCUGUGGCGACGAUGUUUGUCAGUCCAAUUGCGACGCGGUCGCAGAGUGUGGAGAAUAUGCCGCCACCCCCAGGGCAACCUGUCCGUUGAAUGUAUGCUGUUCACAGUUCGGAUUCUGUGGGACCACCGAGGACUUCUGCGGAACCGGCUGUCAGAGUGGCUGCGACAAAGUGAACGAGCCCUGUUCCGGAACAUCCAGUGAGGCGGUCUAUGUGGGUUACUACGAAGGAUGGAAUCCCACACGCUCGUGUGAUGUGGUCCUGCCCGAGAAUAUCAAUGUCAAACCAUGGACUCACCUCUACUACUCAUUUGCCGGCAUCGACUCGUCUGAUUUCACUAUCACCACCACCCAUGACAGUGACCGCGAGUACUGGUCCAAAUUCACGGCUCUGAAACAGAAAAAGUCGUCGUUAAAGACGUACAUCUCGGUGGGCGGAUGGGAUCUGGGCGGCAAGGUCUUCUCGGAUAUGGUGCGGUUCCCCGGAGGUCGCAAGGCCUUUAUCGAUUCCGCGAUCGCCAUGAUGAGUGAGUAUGGCUUCGACGGGAUUGACAUCGACUGGGAAUACCCAGCAGCCGAAGAUCGGGGCGGUGCGGCCAGGGACACGGGCAACCUGGUCACAUUCCUCUCCGAGCUGAAGACCGCCGUGGGCAGCGAUUAUGGCGUUACCUGCACCCUGCCGUCCUCUUAUUGGUACCUCAAGGGCUUCGACCUCGCUGGGAUGGCCAAAUACGUUGACUUCUUCAAUUUCAUGGCGUACGACAUCCACGGCACAUGGGAUGGAACGAGCAAGUGGACGAGUUCAGUCGUCAACCCCCACACCAACCUGACCGAGAUCUCUGCGGGGCUUGACCUCUUAUGGCGCAAUAAUAUCGACCCUAGCAAGGUGCUUCUAGGCCUGGGCUUCUAUGGUCGGUCAUUCACCCUGGCUGAUCCCUCGUGCAACACGCCGGGAUGUGCCUUCUAUACCGCGAACAACAGCACCGGGGGCGCAGUGGCCGGAGAGUGCACUGAGACCAGCGGCUUCCUCUCCGACUACGAGAUCAGCUGGAUCAUCGACAGUUACGAUGUCAAUGUCGAUUACGAUGCGACGGCCGGGGUCAACUGGAUCAAGUGGAGUGGAAACCAGUGGGCGUCUUUUGAUAACGGACGCACGCUGAAGCAGAAGGCGGAUUUUGCCAACGGCAAGUGUCUCGGGGGACUGUUCAGCUGGGCACUCGACCUGGGUGGUCCUGGCUCUCUCCAGAAUCCCAACGCGAUGACCAGUGAUGAUACCAGCAUGGAAGGAGCCAGCAGUGACGGGGGCAGCGACGGAACUGGGCUUUUGUAUGUGGGCUCGCCAGUGCUGGGCGCUUCGCCCACGGUGACCGGCGUGGCUCCGGUCAGCAUCAUCUAUCCCAAGCAUAUCCUGCCCAGUCCCACAGUCAUCUCUCCAGGAGGCUAUCCAACCUCCCUGGAGCUGGUGUGGAACACCACUCGAACAGUCACCUCCGGCAGCAGCACCACCGUCUCUACCGGGCCAACACGGUUGAUCGUCCCAACGACGAUCCCCAUUCCACCCAUCACGACCUCGACGAUCUUCUACCACAACUGGAACAUCACAGACAGCAAAGUGACCUCGACCGUUGGGAUGCUGAUCCCGAGUGUUGAACUUCCCCCAGUGAUCGUAACCGACGACCCGAACCCACUCAAAGAGACCGGAGUGACACAUUCGCCGCUGGGAACUCGCACGGUGACUAUCCCUCCCUGGCCCUGGUGGACCACCGGUACCACCUAUCCCUCCAUCACCUUCACCCAAGGCGACCCCGCCGGACCGACGUGCACGGCCAACUGCGGCCACAAAUGCUACAGCUUCUGCAGCGGGCCGUGUCUCACGGACUGUGGACCGGAGAGCUCCGCCAGCUUCAUCGAUCCGCUCGACCCCGAUGCGCCCUCGGUCAGCAAGUGCUCGGGUCCGGGCUGCGUGAACGGGCAGUGCAAGGGCAGUGGUCUUUGCAUCCAGCGAGGCUGCACGGGUAAGGACUGCCAGAGUCGGGUCUGUGUCGGCGAGGACUGCAUCCCCACUGCGUGCGUCGGAUCGGACUGUACUGAUGGACAUUGCACCGGGAAGUCGUGUCAGGACCACGGCUGUAUCGGCUCUGACUGCAAUGAGAACCACAAGAGUGACGAUGACAGCGGGAGUGACGAUGAUGAUGACAAUGACGACGACGAUGACAGCGACGGCGGCGGCGGCGGGGGGAGCAAGGGCCGGUGCUUCGGGCUGUCAUGCCUAUCCUGGGGGUGCAUGGGGCAGGACUGCUCGGCAGCACACCAUACCUGCAGCGGACAUGCAUGUCGCGUGGUGAGCUGCUCCGGACCGGGGUGUCAGAACGGGAUCUGCCAGGGUAAGGGGUGCCAGUCCGAGGACUCGGACUGCGAGUCGGAGACGGCAGACCGCUGCACCGAGUACAUCUCCAGCACGCUGGUGACGCCGGCGUCGACGUAUUCCACAACGACCGUGACCAGCCGAUGCGAGACCAUCACCGCCUGCUCGGCCAAGCCGACCACCGUGACUAGCACGGUGGACAAAGACGGACUGAUGGAGGGGACCAUCACGCUUAUCGACUACUACACGACGGACGGCGAGGCGGCCAUGACCGCUGCGUGGGACGAGAUGGACAGCUUCUAUUCGAUUGCGUUCGCCACGAUCACCACCACCACCACUAGACCUACUACCACCACCACGACGCAGUCGACGAAGACAACGUCGACCGCCUCUGCGCCCACUGAAACCGACUAUAAUUGCAAGGGAUCCCCACGGUGUGGCACCUUUGCCCAUCUGCGCAGCUUCUGCGACAUGGCCAAGAGUUUCCUUGGCUCGAACACUUACGGGACGAAAGACACAGACUCAGACUCGGGGACAUGCUACACCGACGGCAAGAAUGCAGGGUUCGGAUGUGGCGUCUUCCUGGAAGGGGAUGACUGCGAGAUGGCCGGGCCGGAGAUGGCAGCUGCCUAUGAUCAUAUCUUCCAGGAGUCUGGCGGUGACUGCAAGAUCUGUGGCCACGCCUUCUUCCCUGGCGGGUGUCAACUCACCGUCAACUACGUGCAUGGCUGUAAAACCACCAAUGGUCCGCUACGGGCAUACGUGGGGAAUGAGACGUCGUCGGAAUUAGCCUCGUAG
Molecule: messenger RNA, 3288 nt
Organism: Aspergillus homomorphus CBS 101889
Lineage: Eukaryota; Fungi; Ascomycota; Eurotiomycetes; Eurotiales; Aspergillaceae
Product: bacteriodes thetaiotaomicron symbiotic chitinase
Exons: 9
Coding region: 1-3288 (1095 amino acids)
Biological process (GO): carbohydrate metabolic process
Molecular function (GO): chitin binding; hydrolase activity, hydrolyzing O-glycosyl compounds
Source: RefSeq, a predicted model, not a curated record